This is a messenger RNA of Linepithema humile (Argentine ant), 1476 nucleotides long. RefSeq lists its product as uncharacterized. The record is from RefSeq and is a predicted model, not a curated record. NCBI's taxonomy places the organism in Eukaryota, Metazoa, Arthropoda, Insecta, Hymenoptera, Formicidae.
GUUUCCUUUCUUUAUACUAAUCAACCACACAUUUAGAGUGAGAAAAGUGCGCCGGUGACGGCGCCCCUGCUGCGCCGUCCCGCGCGCCACGUGAUAUCACUGCUUCAUUCCUUUUCUUUGUGCGCUAGAAGCUGCACGUGCGAGUGAGAAUACAUCAAAUAAUUAAUAAGUAAUAAUUACAAGUUGCCUGGGCCUUGUCCCAGGGUGCCUAGAGAAACGUCAUCAUGUCACGCAAGCGUCAAGCUAACGAUAUUCAAGAUCUGUAUAAGAAAUUAGAAAAAAUACAGAGAAAGUUAGACAUCAUACGUGCCGUUCCGGAAAGUUCCAGCACGGACGAGGAGGAAGAGCAAAGACAGGUGAUAGAUGAGGAAAAAGAAUCGGACCUCUCUGAUGCAAUAGGUUCAGAUAAAGAAGAAAAUGAACAACUUACUGAGCAGUUAGACAAAGAAAACGUAGCGCCAAGCAAUUCGGAUCAGAACACAGUGGCGACGGUCGACAAUGAGAUCCUCGAGAUGCUUGGAGAAGAUCCGCAAAAAUCAAAAGCGCUAGAUAUUGUUUUACAUGAUUCUUUGAAACUGCGUUGGAAUUACUGGAUUACACACGGAAUAGAACAGAAGUCCAAGGAAGAGCUGACGGUCAAAUACGCUCGUUCGUCGGAAUUCGACGCACCUAAACUAAACCCAGAAAUUUCCGCCAUACUCUUUGAGUCGGCAGUUAAAAGGGACAAUUUUAUGGUCGAGAAUCAAAAGCUAGCAGGAUCAGCUCUCACAGCAAUCGGCUCGGCGUUGACAUUGAUUAUGAUUGAGGAAGAAGAUAUAGAUAAGCUAUUAUUCGUACAGAGACUUAACGAAGCGGCUAAAUUAAUAAUGGCAAUCCAUUUUAACGAAACCGAGUCGCGUAAAGCUUUCAUUUACCCCGGAAUUAAUAAACAAUUUAAGACGACCAUUAAAGAACGAAAAUCGGAUACUUUUCUGUUUGGAGAAAACUUAGCAGACAAGAUUAAAGAAUCUAAAAGUAUCGCAAGUCUAACACAGAACGUCAAAAAUCAACAGUUUUCAAGAAGUCUGUCACAAUAUUCUAAGAAAAAUUUAAACGCAAAGAGCCUGCAGGUGAAGAGGCCGUUCACCAAUCGUGCAGGCUAUCCCAACACUCAAGGCCACAACCGCUCUCGUCUGACCUUCAGGACGAAAGAACCAUACAACUCGAGAGCACGAACACACCGGAGUUCCAGCAGGUCAACGAGGAAAACCAGAUAAAUCAGGUUGUCACAGCACCCCAGGGCACAACAUCUCCGUUUAAUUGCAGGGAGAUUAUCGGCAAAGCCUUUCUGAAAAAAGGUGUACCUCAAGAGUCAUUAGAAAUAAUGAUAGCAUCGUUGGCAAAUUCAACGAUUAAACAAUACGAAUCAUCUUUACGGCAGUGGAAAACAUACUGUGAACGAAAAGACCUAAACCUUUUUGAACCAACGUGCGACAA